AACAGCAUUGAUUAAAGAUGUCAGAUGAUGAGGAAGGAACAUAUGUGAAGAAACAGAAGAUUGUACAUUAUGGCAGUCUGGAGGAAAAAGAACGUGAAAGACUUUUGGAGAAAGAAAAAAAGUCAAGUGAUGGAGAAGAAGAGAAGAGUGAUUCCGAAGAAGCAGACGAUGGCAACAAAACAGCUGUUGAAGCUAGCAACAUUAAUAUAUCUGAAGAAUAUAUGGACAUUGAAGCAGAAGUCAACAAAGAAAAGCAGGCACUUUUGGAAGAGUUUGAAAGAAGAAAAAAGGCAAGACAAAUCAAUGUAUCAACUGAUGAUGCUGAAGUCAAAGCAACAUUAAGGCAGCUGGAUGAGCCCAUUUGUUUAUUUGGAGAAGGACCUGCAGAUAGACGAGAGCGUUUAAGACAGCUUCUCGCCAAGUUAGGAGAGGAUGCUGUCAGGAAAAAAAAAGAAGAGGAUCAGAAACAAGAAGAAAAGGAAAAGGAGGAAGAAACAACAUGGUACCAUGAAGGACCAGAGAGUUUGAAGGUGGCUAGGCUUUGGCUAGCACAAUAUUCUGUGCCUCGGGCUAAAGAAAGGUUACAGCGAGCUCACCUAGAGGCAGCCUCAGAUUCCCAGAAGAAAGCUUUGCGACAAGAAUUAUAUAAAAAACUCAGGACGUUAAACAUCAACUGCAGUCAAAUUGGUGAUACAAGACCAAUUUCUUUCUGUCAGUUUAGUCCAAACUCAAAUAUGCUGGUGACAGCCUCAUGGUAAAGUAUUUUUGAUCUUUGGAGUGAGCCAUCAAAAUUGCACACAAUAUUAGGUCACAACUGCAGUGUUGGGGCAAUUGUCUUCCAUCCUCAGGCCACUUUGACUCUUCCAGAUGAUUCUUGUUGCAUGGCUUCUUGUUCUUCAGAUGGUUCUGUAAAAUUAUGGGAUUUGAUUAGUGAGGAACCAAUAGCUGACUUGGAAGGCCAUCAUCCUUAUCGAGUCUCGAGACUGGCAUUUCAUCCUUCAGGACGUUUCUUGGCUACAUGUGUAUUUGACCAUUCAUGGAGGUUAUGGGACUUGGAAGCCCAAGAAGAGGUUUUACAUCAAGAAGGUCACAGUAAACCCGUUUAUGACAUUAGUUUUCAGUGUGAUGGGUCUCUAGCUGCCACAGGAGGAAUGGAUGCCUUUGGUCGUGUCUGGGAUCUUCGUAGUGGGAGGUGUAUUAUGUUCAUGGAAGGACAUCUAAAAUCAAUCUUGGCAAUUAAUUUUUCACCAAAUGGGUAUCAAAUAGCUACAGGCAGUGAAGAUAACACAGUGAAGAUAUGGGAUGUGCGACAACGACGUUGUGAAUACACUAUUCCAGCACACACCAAUCUUGUCUCCCGAGUCAUUUUUGAAAAAAACAAUGGUCACUACCUCAUUACUACAUCCUACGAUAACUGUCUAAAGGUAUGGGCACAUCCAGGUUGGACACCAAUCCAGACUUUGAGUGGUCACGAUGGCAAAGUGAUGGGAGCUGAUAUUUCUCCCAAUGGGAAGUACAUUGCUACAUGUUCUUUUGAUAGGACUUUCAAGUUGUGGUCUCCAGAGUGAAGUGUAAAGUGCUGAUGAAAGAGUCAGUUACUAACAGCAAAAAGUAAUAGUGUGAUGUAAAGUGUCGUGAGGGAAACAGUAAUUGUGCAUUAUUUCAGCCAUGUGGAUAUUCUUACGGCUCAAUGAGACAAAAUUUCGUAUUCCUUGAACCUUUCUGCAGCACUGAAGUAUAAAAAGGAAAGUAUGUGGGAAAGUACCAUAUUAGCUUCCUGCUAAGGUCGAAAAAAGUAACAGUAUUUUCAUUAUGAAGUAAAAUAUUUAAAUAAAAACUUGCAUGGUUUAAUAAGGAGUUGGAGAAAAGUACAUUGAUGCUUUAAUACAUGUUGAAUAUAUUAGUAUAUUUUUUAACCAAAAAGACAUGAAAAAGUAAAAUAUAAAUCGACAUCGUAUGUAUGGUACUCGUAGCUAACACAAAAUUUAGAAAAGUAAUAAAACAUUUCUUUUUCUGGUUUAAAUAAUUAAGAUUUUCUUCAUACAAUGCAUACAAGAUAGUGUGUGUUGAAAAGUGGCCUAGUGGUUGACACGUUCAAACAGUUGCCACAAAACAUGCCCCACACUUUGGAUCUGUGGGUGUGCUAUGAGAAUGGUGGUCAUAUCACAUUUUUUGGCUAGACAAGAGCAGCCAAAGAGGUGAUAGUGAGUGCUGUUGACUAGCUGUCUUCCCUCAAGUCUAUCACAUCAAAACUGGUUGUGUACAGAUAGCUCUUUAUGUAGCUUUGUGAGAAAAUUCUGAAACAAAUAAAACCAAAAGUAUAUAUCCUUUUCUUUUUAAGGCAUGUGAACAGCAUACAGCAAUGCCUUUUUUUCUUAAACUGUAUACUUGAUGAAUUUUAACUUAAAUUAUGAGCUGUAUUUUAUUGUUCUUUUCGUUUUCUAAAGCCAUAAUAAUAAUUGGCUAGCUUAACUGAAAACUUUAACUGCCUUUUGCAUGUUCUGAUACUUUUUUUUUACUUUUUCAAGUUUAGCACGUGCAUAAUCUCUCUUUUUAUUUUGUCUGAUGCCUGAGAUGUAGAAAUAUUUAAACAGUUAAUUUAUGUAGACAUAGAAGUAGAAUAUACUUGAUGAAGGAAACACAUUAUUUGUAAAAACUUUGCGAGUUUAUACCAAACAUAAUAAUUUCACUAAUUUGUUAAUAAAAAUAUUUAAUUCACUUCUUUGCUUAAACAUUAGAGUUACUGUUUUCUUAUUUUAUAUAAUAAUUUGGAAAAACUACCUAAAUGAAAAAGGUUUUUCCUGUUACCAUUAUUUAACAACUUUGGCACUUAAACCUGAAUUAAUAUUAAAUUUAGUGAAACAUUAGGAAAAUUAAUAUUAAGAAAUCUUUGAUAGGUUGUUUAGGCAGA
Messenger RNA from Limulus polyphemus (Atlantic horseshoe crab), 2911 nucleotides. RefSeq names its product U4/U6 small nuclear ribonucleoprotein Prp4-like. Gene Ontology annotation, molecular function: protein binding; U6 snRNA binding; U4 snRNA binding. Gene Ontology annotation, cellular component: U4/U6 x U5 tri-snRNP complex. The record is from RefSeq and is a predicted model, not a curated record. Gene Ontology annotation, biological process: mRNA splicing, via spliceosome. The transcript is spliced from 15 exons. Lineage: Eukaryota; Metazoa; Arthropoda; Merostomata; Xiphosura; Limulidae.